CUUUUUCGUAAAAUAUUUUAUACAUAUUACAUGAUUUUAUACAUGAUAUUACAUAAUUUUAUCCGUGUUUUUUAAAGAUAGAAUCGCAAUGUGUUGUAAUAGUUUAUGAUUUGUUGAGCGUAACUUUGAAGUUUUCGCUAAAUUUGCUUUCUUAAGCCUAUAAAAUAAUAAAUUAAGUAUAAAACAAUGCAAAUUAUUAUUAAAACUCUUACUGGGAAGAGGCAGUCCUUAAACUUUGAGCCUACCAACACCAUAGCAGACGUGAAGGAAGUCCUAAGGGAACGAGAAUGCAUUGACGCUGGUCAGAUUCGGCUAAUUUACUCAGGGAAACAGAUGAACGACGAGUUAACUUUAAAUGACUACAAAGUAGUUCCUGGCUCAACCAUUCACAUGGUUUUACAACUUCGCGGUGGCUAAUUCACAUUUUCUACUGGUCCACGGUGGUUAGUGUGAAAAGUGGUUUAAGUUUUCUUUACUUUUAAGAAGCCUUGGUUGUCGAGUACUGACUUUCUCUUUACUUCCCUAGUCAAGUUUGGGUUACACAAUUCAAUUCCUAUACAAAUUU
Molecule: messenger RNA, 565 nt
Organism: Theileria parva strain Muguga
Lineage: Eukaryota; Apicomplexa; Aconoidasida; Piroplasmida; Theileriidae
Gene: NEDD8
Product: NEDD8
Exons: 3
Coding region: 187-417 (76 amino acids)
Biological process (GO): protein ubiquitination; modification-dependent protein catabolic process
Cellular component (GO): cytoplasm; nucleus
Molecular function (GO): protein tag activity; ubiquitin protein ligase binding
Source: RefSeq, a predicted model, not a curated record